Messenger RNA from Colletotrichum godetiae, 1470 nucleotides. Its product is annotated as cytochrome P450. The transcript is spliced from 6 exons. Gene Ontology annotation, molecular function: heme binding; monooxygenase activity; oxidoreductase activity, acting on paired donors, with incorporation or reduction of molecular oxygen. The coding region runs from base 1 to 1470 and encodes 489 amino acids. NCBI's taxonomy places the organism in Eukaryota, Fungi, Ascomycota, Sordariomycetes, Glomerellales, Glomerellaceae. The record is from RefSeq and is a predicted model, not a curated record.
AUGUUACUGAAUCCGCUCUUCGGGGCAGCCAUCUUGGGAGCACUAUCAUUAGUGUACCUGGCACGUUGCUAUUCUUCUCCAUUAUGGAAUAUUCCAGGACCAGCACUCUCAAAAGUCACCUCAGUCGUCUUGAGAUGGCACGAAUUCGGCGCCAAGCGAACGCUGUAUAUCCACUCUUUGCACUUGAGGUAUGGUCCGGUAGUGCGAAUCGCGCCAAACGAGGUCUCAUACACGUCGUAUGAGGCUGUCAAGGAGAUUUACGGAUCACUGGGAAGUGGUUAUGACAAGCACCGCUUCUACAAUCUCUUCAAGGUUUUCGGACGCAGAACGAUGUUUUCAACUCUUGUGAAGGGCGAUCACGCGAAGCGCAAACGUAUCAUCGCCGAUCGCUAUGCUAAUAGCAAUGUUGUGAAGCCCAUGGCGCUGAGCGGUAUUGAGAAGCGCGCCGAAGAGUUUGUAAAGCAGUGUGCGGAUACAACAAGGAAAAGUGUUAAUGUUUACGUCAAACUUCAUUCUUACGCUUGUGACUGCGUAACACACCAUUUGUUCCACCCGUACGGAACAAAUAGUCUUCAGGCACAGGAAGACACGGAUAUGAUGGAACAAGUCACAACGGACGAUAGUCUUCGAAGUCGCCUUAUUCAGCAUCAUUACCCAGUGUUCUACCAGUACUUCUCCAAGGUUCUUGACCUGUUUUUCGAUCCACGAGCCACACCCCUUGCCAAGGACUUCGUUGUUGGUGCUACCUCUAGAAUCGACCCUGCGCCCUUCACACUUCUAAGCCGCCUCCAAGACAAGAGGGAAAGCGGCAGCAGCGUCAACCAAAUGGAUGCCACUGAUAUCGCCGCGGAAUGUACAGAUCAUAUGGUAGCUGGAAUCGAUACAACCGGUGAUUCUCUGUGUUUCUUAAUGUGGGAACUAUCACAGCCGGCAUCUCUGGAGAUUCAACGAAAGCUCCAGGAAGAGAUUCGAGAAAACCCAGAUGUCUCCUUUGAUAAACUUUCUUACCUUGACGCCGUUGUUCAAGAAGGCCUCCGAUGCUAUCCCGCGAUCCCAAUGUCGCUGCCUCGGGUGAUUCCGCCUGGAGGAAAGACAGUCGAUGGAUACUUUGUUUCUGAAGGUACCAUCGUGAGCAGCCAAGCUUACUCAGUUCAUCGCAACAAUGAUGCAGUGUUCCCCAACCCUGAUACUUUCAGCCCGGAUCGCUGGUUGUCUCCCACUGGCGAGGCCGAGAGGAAGAGACACAUGUUUGCGUUUGCCCACGGAGGAAGAGGCUGUGUCGGAAAACAUCUUGCACUAGCAGAGAUGAAAAUUCUGCUUCGGGGUAUAUAUGGACGGUAUUCCUCUGAACCAGAUCCUUCUAUCACUCCUGAGAGCAUGAGAUCUCACGACCAAAUUAUUUCUGCCCGGCCAUAUGGACAAAAGUGUUUGUUGCGAUUCAUUCCCAUCGUCAAUGAGAAGGCCGUAUGA